Cherax quadricarinatus is the source of this 5821-nucleotide messenger RNA. Lineage: Eukaryota; Metazoa; Arthropoda; Malacostraca; Decapoda; Parastacidae. The record is from RefSeq and is a predicted model, not a curated record.
GCGGGUGCGAGAGGUAGUGGGGCGUCAUUCUGCUUGAUAUAAACAAGUGAGGAGGGGAGAAAGAUGGCAUUAACAGGGUGAAUAUAAGGGACGCACUUGGGAUACUUCCCGCCAAAUUGUUGUCAACAGACACUCCCGCCAAAGUGCGUUUAUGUUUGAUUUAAGUUAUAUUACUUUUUGAUUUACCUCUAUUUCAGCAAUAUCUCAAUACGAUUUCGUACCCUGCUGAAAAUCUGAAGGCAAUGUACUAAUUUAUUUGUAAGAGAGACACAUCUGUGGUUAGAAAACAUGAGUAAAUUCCUCGAAGAGAUGACGUGACGACCAAUCUUGAAUGGCAAGAAUGGCAGCCAUGAUUGUCGGUGUCCUGACAUUCAGCUCCGUCCUCGGCUUAGUCAACUCCAACAUAGUUCUACACGAAAACGGAUAUGAAGGCGUCGUCGUGGCCAUAGGGGAAGGAGUGCCAGAGGAUCCGAACAUCAUUGAAAAUCUGAAGAUGAUGUUCAUGGAAGGUUCCGAGGUACUGAACGAGGCCACACGACAACGAGCAUACUUCAGGGAGGUCACUAUUGUGGUCCCUUCAACCUGGAACUACAGUGAGGACUAUAUGGCCACCACUGGCUUGGGGUGGGUUAGUGGGGCCGACGUAAGGGUGGACCUGCCCCACCCUUUACAUGGGGACUCACCCUACACCCUGCAGCUAGGUGGGUGUGGUGACCCUGGUGAGUACAUUCACCUCUCACCUGAGUACGCUGCUAAGAUGUACUCCAGUCUACUGCCUACCUUUGGCUCUCCAGGUAAGGUAUUGGUUCAUGAGUGGGCUCAUCUACGCUGGGGAGUGUUUGAUGAAUAUGGGGAACCUGCCACAUCUACACCUACCUUCUACAUCGGGGAGGACAUGCAGGUGCACGUGACGGGGUGCACUGAAGGCAUCAAGGGCUGGUUAAGGAACAUAGAUGGAUCAGAGUGCCACGCUGACGCCUCGGGGAUGCCAGACUCACAGUGCCACUUCUUCCCGGCUGAGGACAGUGACAACAACAUCACUGCCUCUCUCAUGAACCUCUACUUCCUCGACAACGUGAGAAUGUUCUGUGACAACGAAGAGCUGCCUCACAACCCUUAUGCUCCCAACGCUCACAAUAUGCAGUGUGACGGACGCUCAGUGUGGGAAGUGAUCACACAGCACCAGGACUUUAAGGACGGAGUGGUGCUUUGCCUGGUUGGGUAUCUUGUAUGUUUAUAUAUUCGGUAUUUUGUACUUUCUCUGCAUCCUAGAAGUGAUCAUGGGUCCCAGGACCUUGGACCACGGUCCUGGGUCUUUUUAAGCCAAUUUGUCGGUGUCUGUUACCAAGGCUUAUACCAUUUAUACCUGUACCUAAAUGAAUUUACCACCAGGUUCGUCAGGGAUCUGGUACCUACUGGGAGUCUACUAGCGGUAGUGUCCUUCGCUAACACGUCCCACUUAGACCUGCCCUUCACAGUGGUACCGAGGGAUCGUGAGGACAUCGUCAGUAAACUGCCUGACACCUAUGUUGUAGGUGGCUACACGGCUAUUGGUGGAGCACUCGAGUUUAUACUCCAGCUGGUGGAGAACACAGGCACGGAGAGUGAGGGAUUGAUGGUCAUACUCAUCACAGAUGGUGAGGAGACCAUGUAUCCCAAGGUGGAGACCAAAUUACCAGCCAUCAAGAGAAAACGGAUAGUCAUCAAUACUGUCUCCUUUGGUCCCAACGCUACUGACAGUCUGGAACUCUGGGCCAAGGAGACGGGAGGCAAGUCGUACUACCACAGUACUGGGUCGUCUGAUUCUCUCUCCAGCCUGGAUGCUCUCCUCUACGACUCCAUUACCACCAACCUGGACCAGCCUGACGACCAGCUCCUCCAGGUGUACCGUCGGACUCACGAGGUAGCGGCGCGAGGUGGUCUAGAGACCGGCCAGGUGGUUCUGGACUCGAGCCUCGGUCAUGAGACCAGGUUCACCUUCACUGAGAGCAUCGUCAGCCCUUAUAACCCGCACCAGCCUGGCACCAGCCUGGCACCAGCCUGGGAACAGCCUGGCACCAGCCUGGCACCAGCCUGGCACCAGCCUGGCACCAGCAUGGUACCAGCCUGGGAACAGCCUGGCACCAGCCUGGCACCAGCCUGGCACCAGCCUGGCACCUGCCUGGGAACAGCCUGGCACCUGCCUGGCACCAGCCUGGCACCAGCCUGGCACCAGCCUGGCACCAGCCUGGCACCAGUCUGGCACCAGCCUGGCACCAGUCUGGCACCAGCCUGGGAACAGCCUGGCACCAGCCUGGCACCAGUCUGGCACCAGCCUGGCACCAGUCUGGCACCAGCCUGGGAACAGCCUGGCACCAGCCUGGCACCAGUCUGGCACCAGCCUGGCACCAGCCUGGCACCAGCCUGGCACCAGCCUGGCACCUGCCUGGCACCAGCCUGGCACCAGCCUGGCACCAACCUGGCACCAGCCUGGCACCAGCCUCGCUGGUUAAUGGGGUUUAAAGCAGGUCGCUGGACCUACAUCAUCAGGAACCCUGCAGGUCACCCUCGCACCUACCCCCAACCUGACGAGGUGCAGGUUGCUGUCACCUCCCACCCCAGCAGGAAGACUGGCCAGGCUCCAGUCAGGGUGAAGGCGUGGAUGUCAGCUAACAAUAUCACCUACCCUGAACCAGCCCUGGUAUUCGCCUACGUUAGCCAGGGGUACAGCAUGGUACUCGAUGCUACAGUCACAGCAUUCAUUGUACCACCCACCGAGGAGAAGUCUAUCUCCUUCCCUCUCCUGGACAACGGCGUUGGUGCAGACUUACGGUCAGGGGAUGGGAUAUACUCUGCGUUCUUCACUCAGUAUUCCGGUAAUGGCCGGUACAGCGUCUCAGCUACCGUCUCUACCAGCAACCGUACAGCAAAACUGCAAGCCCUGUCAGGAGCGCCAGAGGGUCAUCUUCGUCAGCCCGGCACUUCCGCCCUCAGGCGCCUGACACUUCCCCUGACGGUAUCACUGCCGGAGCCGGACUCCACCUUUGCCCCGGGGGACCUGGUGCCCUCGGAGGAGCCCUCAGGGGCCCCGCAUGCGCCUUGCUGCGGCGACGUGAAUCGCAUGCGGGUAGAGCCCUUCACCAGGUUCACUUCCGGCGGCAUCUUCAAGGUACACAACUACCAGCCUGGUGACCAGCAACCUCCAGGUAGAGUGACUGACCUGACAGUGUCUUUUGUCUACCUCUACGAUGCCCUGGUAUCCCUCACCUGGACCAGCCCUGGUGACGACCUCUACACAGGCACAGCUACGGUGCUCGAACUGAGGUAUCACGAGAGUAUGAGCAUACACAGUAACUUCCACGUGGGUCACCAGGUCAACUCCAGUCACCUGACCUCCGGUGACCUGACCCCCAGGCCAGCAGGUCAGCCCCACAAUAUUACUCUCAAGAUGUUGGAUCGUAGUGUUGAGAGUCUUGAAGGUCGAGCAGUGUUCUUCGUGGUCAGAGCCAGGGAUGAGAUGGGGAACUCUGGUAAUUUGUCCAACCUCGCCACGGCUUACUUCCCUCUGAAGAAAUACACCAGGAAUAUCCAGGAGGAGCAGAAAAUGGACGCUAUGAGUGGUUUGGUAGUCCUGGUAGUCCUCGGAGUCAUCAUCCUGGUAAUGGUUAUUUUCGUGGCCUCCGUCAAGAUGCUGCACGUCAGAAAUCGUAAGGCUCGCAAGGAACAGCAGUUGGUGCGUCGGGAACAGCAAGUGCUGGAGGGAGGCAAUGUUAACAGAUUCUGUGGGUAGGGCAGGCCCAUUCCAGCUGUGGGUAGGGCAGGCCCAUUCCAGCUGUGGGUAGGGCAGGCCCAUUCCAGCUGUGGGUAGGGCAGGCCCAUUCCAGCUGUGGGUAGGCACUCCCAUGUCAAUGUUGGGACCCAUGUUGCCCACAGCAGCAUGGACUAAAUAAGGACAUAAGCAAAUUUCCCGAUAACUCUACAAUAGGCCGUCCUCUGUCAUCUGAAGAGGACCCUAGAGCACUAAAGGACAACCUGGAUAAGUUAACGACGUAUAUAUCUGGAGGCUGUUCCGGGGGUGAACGCCCCCUCGGCCCGGUCCAUGACCAGGCCUCGUGUGGUGAAAGUGGCAGUGUCCAUCAGCGUGAGCAAGUGUGAAGUUCCAGUCCUAGAAAAAGGAAGAUAACCCAUGACACAAGCUUAUUUAUGCAAAUUUUGAUCCAGUUGGGUUGAAUAAAGAUUUAUAAGUUGUGCUUGGCAGUAAUCUGAAGCCAGGACAACGGUAUAUAAACCUUCCCGAUGAUGCUGAGAGAAUUCUUGGCUUCAUAUCCAGUAGAUAUGACAGGAGUCCUCAGGUUAUGCUUCAAGUUUGCCUACCAUUGGUAAGGUCUCUUUUAGAUUAUGCUGCGCUGUUCUGGUCUCCAUAUUUACAGAAUGGACAUACCUUAUUUUCCGCCAUAUAAGGCGCACGAUCAUAUAAGACGAUGUUUGAAAGCAGUGGUAACGUAACGUUAGUAAACAACUGCUAAACUGUGACCCAGAACCUACCCUUGAUCCUUACCUUGAGCAUAUAAGGCGCAGGCUGAUUUUCCAAGAGUUGUGGAGAAAAAACGCGCCUUAUAUGCCGGAAAAUACGGUAAAUGCUCUGGGAAAAGAGAGAAGGAUGACCAAGUUGAUCCCGUGUGUCAGAGAUCCUUCCUAAGAGGAUGAGAAGAGAAGAACACAUGUAAGAAAGAAGGAACACUGCAGGCCUGCUGGCCCAUACUAGACACGUCCUUCUCAAACCCAAACACUCUAACAAAAAUAUUUAAGGAAUUCUCUAGAGUGAGGGAGAAUAAAGACAGACAUGAUGAAACUGAUAAAGUGUACAAAUGGAAAGGAAGAAUAACUAAAGGGGAUAAUAGUUACGUGUUGAGGAUACCUAGAGAAGACAGGAAUAGCAGCAGUGGGUUGACAAGCCAGUUACCUGGAUUAAGCCAACCCAGGCUACUCUGUUUAGUGCUUUAUAAAGUACUGAACAGAGAGGACUGUGACCAGUUAUCCCUACAUCAAAGACUGUGACCAGUUAUCCCUACAUCAAAGACUGUGACCAGGUAUCCCUACAUCAAAGACUGACCAGUUAUCCUUACAUCAAAGACUGUGACCAGUUAUCCCUACAUCAAAGACUGUGACCAGUUAUCCCUACAUCAAAGACUGUGACCAGUUAUCCCUACAUCAAAGACUGUGACCAGGUAUCCCUACAUCAAAGACUCUGACCAGGUAUCCCUACAUCAAAGACUGUGACCAGUUAUCCCUACAUCAAAGACUGUGACCAGUUAUCCCUACAUCAAAGACUGUGACCAGUUAUCCCUACAUCAAAGACUGUGACCAGUUAUCCCUACAUCAAAGACUGUGACCAGUUAUCCCUACAUCAAAGACUGUGACCAGGUAUCCCUACAUCAAAGACUCUGACCAGGUAUCCCUACAUCAAAGACUGUGACCAGUUAUCCCUACAUCAAAGACUGUGACCAGUUAUCCUACAUCAAAGACUGUGACCAGGUAUCCCUACAUCAAAGACUGUGACCAGGUAUCCCUACAUCAAAGACUGUGACCAGUUAUCCCUACAUCAAAGACUGUGACCAGUUAUCCCUACAUCAAAGACUGUGACCAGGUAUCCCAGCAUCAAAGACUUGGACCAGGUAUCCCUGCAUCAAAGAAUUGAACCAGGUAUCCCUGCAUCAAAGAACUGAACCAGGUAUCCCUGCAUCGAAGACUCUAACCAGGUGUCCCAACAUCAAAGACUGGGAUUAGGUAUCCCUACAUCAAAGACUGUGACCAGGUUUUCCUACAUUAAAGACUGUGACCA